GGAAGACAUAUUUUAUGGAAACAUCUUAUUGACUUAUAUGAAUGGAGUAGGGAAGGUUCAGGGCUAUAUGUGGGAAAUAAGUUGAAAUUGGAACAUGUCAAACUCACUUCUUACUCUCGCAUGAAUGUUGGUCUUGCAGCUCAAGUGCUAAGCAAGUCUGUAGCAGAUAUGUUCAAAACUUUGAGGAAAUCCAAGGAGAAGCAGGAUACAUCUAUCUAUGAUGAUACAACUGAAACAGAAAAGUUUUGCAGAUAUUUUAACUACUUAUUUGAUUGCCUAAAUACCAGACAACUGUAUGAAGCUGAAGAUAAGAGAAAUGAUGCUAUGUUGCCAUACAAAUCAAAGGAUGAUUUACGUUUAAAAUGGCUUGCAAAUGACUUUCUUACUUACCUUGAAAGCUGGCAAAAUUAUGCCCAAACAAGGACAGAUCUUUCUCGUGAUGAAAGAAACAAGUUAACCUUAUCACAUCAGACAAUUGAAGGAUUAAAAAUCACUGUCUAUUCAUUUCUAGAACUGAUACCAUUUUUGCUUUCAUUACAAGGUGCCAAAUUUGUCUUAAGUGAGAAAUUUAACCAGGAUGGAGUUGAAAUAUUUUUUGCAAAGCAACGUGCACGGUGUGGCAGGGGAGAUAAUCCGACAGCAAAGCAGUUCAUGCAUAAUACUCAGGCCAUUAGAACUACAAAAUCUCUGUCAUUUGGAUCCAGUAGUAAUAUUCGAAAGAGGAAACUUUCCUUGAAUGUAGAUGAAUUGAGUCAACCAAUAAGGAAAAAAGCAAGAAACAAAUAAUUGAAAUAAUUCUAAUAACGUCAUGCAUAGUGAGAUAAUAGCAAUAACAAUAGAAAUAAUCAGUUUUGUCAUUUUGAUUUCGUUUCGUAAUGAUGCCUUUUUCUUUGCUGUGUCACAUUUUUUUCAUUUGUCCUCUUCAAGGGGAGAUAAUCCGACAGCAAAGCAGUUCAUGCAUAAUACUCAGGCCAUUAGAACUACGAAAUCUCUGUCAUUUGGAUCCAGUAGUAAUAUUUGAAAAAAACUUCCUUUGAAUAUAGAUGAAUUGAGUUAAAGCAAGAAACAAAUAACUGAAAUAAAUAUAAUAAAGACAUACAUAGUAAUAACAAUAUAGAAAUAAUCAGUUUGCCAUUUUGAGUUCCUUUCGUAAUGCCUUCUUCUUUGCUGUGUCACAUUUUCUUCGUUUGUGCUCUUCCAAUGCCAUAAUUAGCCAUGGAGUGGCCUCUUAUUUUAACCCAUUCUCUAACAAUAUCAUAUAAUAAUUGCAUCAUCUCUUCAGUCUCUUCAAUAUCUAUUACACAUUCACUCCAAACUCUAAGGAUAUCUUCAUUUUUACAUGCCAAUUUAUGUAUUUCCUCUACAUUUUCCUUAUUUGAUAAUUGUUGAUAGGUGAAAAUCUCAACUUCAACAAAUAGCUCAAAACCCAAGUCUGUUACAUAUUUCAAACCACCCCUGUCAGUUG
This is a messenger RNA of Amphimedon queenslandica, 1465 nucleotides long. RefSeq lists its product as uncharacterized. Bases 121 to 786 code for a protein of 221 amino acids. The record is from RefSeq and is a predicted model, not a curated record. The transcript is spliced from 4 exons. Lineage: Eukaryota; Metazoa; Porifera; Demospongiae; Haplosclerida; Niphatidae.